AUGCUAAUCGUACUCGUCUUCUCAAUAGUAGCUUCUGCUGCGCCUCAGUGCUCGUUCAAUAGCGGAGAUAUCAACGCCCGCUGGCAGGUCUCUGACGAUGAAUUAACGGUUGAAAUCGUGAACAAGAAUAUCGGCGACAACCAGUGGACGGGUAUCGGCUUCGGUCCGAGCAUGAAUGACCUUGAAGUGGUACUGGUGAAAAUCGAGAACAGCAAGCCAACGUUGCUCACGGGCUUCACAUCCAGCUACGGUCCACCAACGCUGGAUCCGACUGCAAAUGUCGUCCCAUCUCUGCUCAGCUUCAAUAGCAAUCAGCUUAGGCUGCGGUUCACUCGUAGCCUAUCCACACAUGGAGUGAGGAGCCACAGUGUGGAAGGAUGCCAGCAAUGGAACGUGGGUGAUUGUCUUGGCUUAGAAAGCACGUUCGGAAAAUUUUGA
Angiostrongylus costaricensis is the source of this 438-nucleotide messenger RNA. NCBI's taxonomy places the organism in Eukaryota, Metazoa, Nematoda, Chromadorea, Rhabditida, Metastrongylidae. The record is from the annotation of a GenBank genome assembly.